AUGGCAGCCGCUGUUAAAAUGAUCGUACCUGUUCGUUCAAAGAAUCUGAUAGGAGAAACUGUGGUGAUCACCGGCGCAGGACGCGGAAUUGGUCGCGAAUUGGCCAUUCAGUUAGCUUCCUUAGGCUGCAUAGUCGUCUGCUGGGACAUAGACGUCGAGGCGAAUCGUUCGACGAUGAGCGCCGUUUCCAAAAAUGGAGGGGAAGUUUAUGGCUAUGUGGUCGACGUGUCGAACAGACUGGAGGUACGCGAAGCUGUAAGAUUGAUGAGAAAAGUGGGGAUUCCUGACGUCUCCAUCCUGAUUAACAAUGCUGCCGUGUUGUACCAUCACUCAUUCCUGCAUCAGGAUUCAGAUCUCGUCACGAAGACGUUCGAUGUUAAUACUCUGGCUCACUUCUGGACGAUAGAGGCUUUCCUCCCAAGCAUGAUACAAAACGGAAAAGGGCACAUAGUGUGCCUGAGCAGUAUGUGCGGCAUCUACGGGGUGUCGGAAAAAGUCACGUAUUGCUCUUCGAAGUUUGCAGUGAGAGGAUUAAUGGAAGGACUUAAUGAGGAGUUGCGACUGGAUCCUAAAACAGCUGACAUACGAUUGACGACCAUUUAUCCAUUUUACGUAGAUACUGGCUUGGCUAGAGAUCCCAAGUACAGAUUUCCUUACAUAUUCGGAGCAGUAUCGCCAGAGUACGCAGCGCAAGAAGUGAUCAAAGCAAUGCGAAGAAAUUACACAGAGUAUGCCAUACCAAGGUGUCUUCUGACUUUGAACGCCAUUAAUAGAAUGGUCCCCGACAGCGUGAUGAGAUUAAUUUUGGACUUCCUGGCGGAUGUGGAUCGGAAACGCAGAGAAAAGCUCAUCGCCUGCAAAAAUGUCGCGUCGAACUAACGUUAUCAGUUGCAUAAGUUAAUCAUUCUGUUGUGUUAGUUUCGUUGCUAUGCCUUUUAAGUUCAUGUCACGCGAUUCGAAUGAGGAAUUGAAAGACAAAUAGCGUCAGAGAUGAUGCUCCAUUACGGAAGCUGUGAUUAAAUGAAAUGUUUUCCCCAAGAAUUGGAUGCAUUGACUAAGAAUACAAUCUUAACUUUCUAGAAAUAGUCGUGCAAUUAGAAACGUGGCAAUUAUAGUUAUUAUCUUGGGUACCUUUGUGGGCGAAUUUGGUUCAAUGAAACUUUCGAAGUUUAAUUGCUAUGAGGCUGAGAAGUCACAGUUGAGUGGAAAUAUAUUUUAUUAGUUUGUAUUACCAGUUGCCGUAUGUCAGGUUAUAUUGCAGUCAUAAAAGUGAGCAAUUCAAUGAUUGAAAAACUUCGAAGAAUUUAGAGGAUGACGUACAAAAAUUGUAAAACGCCCAUUUCCUUGAAGCAGCCAUUGUUUGUCUUUGUUUAGCACCUCUAUUAAACUGCAGUAAAAUUAACUUUCUCAUACGUUGGGAAAAACCAUGUAUCUUCGUUACUGUUGGGUCCUGUCAAACACGUGAAUUGAUAAACGGUGCGAGAAGUCAACUUUUUCAGUCUGUCACACGUGUCCAUAAAUUCAACGUGCCUGUGUUAGGUCUUGUAAACAAAAUACAACUUGGUUAAUAUAAUAUACAUUGUUCCACUUGUUAAUGAGAAAUUCCUAUUCAAAUCUAAGAAAAUUCUAUUCGAUCCUGUUUUUAUGGCUCAAGAAAUCUUCUAUUGUUCCUUUUUGAUGGCUGCUCUCAUCUG
Messenger RNA from Hylaeus volcanicus, 1694 nucleotides. It is a transcript of the gene firl, whose product is annotated as short-chain dehydrogenase/reductase family 16C member 6-like. Bases 1 to 879 code for a protein of 292 amino acids. The transcript is spliced from 7 exons. Gene Ontology annotation, molecular function: oxidoreductase activity, acting on the CH-OH group of donors, NAD or NADP as acceptor. Gene Ontology annotation, cellular component: lipid droplet. The record is from RefSeq and is a predicted model, not a curated record. NCBI's taxonomy places the organism in Eukaryota, Metazoa, Arthropoda, Insecta, Hymenoptera, Colletidae.